CAAUAAUAGCACGGCCCGCCUUCCAUCAUCCCUGAAAAAUCGAAGAAGACGACAACGAGUCACCAUCACAAUCCGACCUACAGACUGAUGGGUCGGAGGAAGAUCGAGAUGAAGAGGAUCGAGAAUUCCAAGCAAAGGGAACUCACCUUCUCCAAGAGGCGGGCGAGUUUGUUCAAGAAGGCCAACGAACUAUCCAUCCUCUGCGAGGCCGACGUUGCAGUUGUUGUUUCCAGCAAUGGGAAGCUCUUCGAUUAUGCUAGUUCCAGUGCAAAGAAGAUUUUGUUGAGGUAUAAGAAGUGCUUGGAAUGGCAAAAGAAUCCUGCCGGAGCACCUAAACCUGUGAUCGAUCCUGGGGUGGAUGAGGUGGAGGUUCGCAAAGAGGAGGUUAAAGAGCUCAAAUCAAACCAAGUGCGAUUAUUGGGUAAAGAAAUUGCGGACAUGGACUUUCAAGAACGGUGCACGGCUGAAGGGAAACUAGCUGAAGGCAUAAUCUGGGUGAAGCAGAGAAAGGAGCAACUGCUGCUUCAUCAAAUCGACGAAGCUAUGAUGCAGGGACAACACGGUGCUGCAACAAAAAUUUGCAGAGACAGGUUGUCGAUUAUCAAUCCAACCUUAUCAAAUUGAGUGAACAUGAAACUAAACAUUGUAUUGGAUUCCCAUUGUCGACUCACACUAUUCCUACAGAGAAAGACUCUCAAAGCCUCGAAAUGGUACACAAUAUUAGAGUCGUGGGCAAUGAGUCGGAUGUAGCCUUACACUCGUAUGUAGCCUUACACUCGUGGUACUUAGUUUCGAUGCAUAUUUCUGUUUUGAUUUCAUAAUAUCGUGACAUUUAUAUUUACCUUCAAAUUUAAACAUUUUUGCUCUCAUUAAAUUUUAUAGUAGAGACAAAAUUAUUAGAAGUUGCUAAAUCUUGAGACGUAUGUAGAUUUAUGGUUCCAUUUGUUUAGUUGUGUAUUGGCAAUUGUAAGCCUGUUUCAAUUUUCGAAUUUGAUGUUGAGU
Molecule: messenger RNA, 1002 nt
Organism: Andrographis paniculata
Lineage: Eukaryota; Viridiplantae; Streptophyta; Magnoliopsida; Lamiales; Acanthaceae
Product: agamous-like MADS-box protein AGL15
Exons: 7
Coding region: 88-624 (178 amino acids)
Biological process (GO): positive regulation of transcription by RNA polymerase II
Molecular function (GO): DNA-binding transcription factor activity, RNA polymerase II-specific; RNA polymerase II cis-regulatory region sequence-specific DNA binding; protein dimerization activity
Source: RefSeq, a predicted model, not a curated record